AAACCCUAAACCCCAGGGGAGUAGAAGAAGUAGAUAGAUUGCAAGUGAAAGCAAAUGCCCUAGAAAACUCAGAGAAAAGAAAGCAGAGAGAUGGAUCACAUAGCAGCAGCUGAAGAGCGAAUUGCGUCAGAGAGAGUACAACAAAAACUACACCAAGUAAAUUUAGCCGCUAAAGAACAUCUUUCUCCUAUCCAAGACCAUGUCAAUUUCACCCUUCAGCAAGCAUACUUCAAAUGCGCGUAUGAGUGCUUUGAUAGGAGAAGAAGCCAUGAUGAUAUCAGCAAUUGUGUAGAAAAUUGCAGCGUCCCAGUUGUUAGAUCUCAACAGAUGGUUGAGAACGAGAUGGCCAAGUUUCAAGAAAGGAUGAAUAGAUCGCUGAUGGUCUGCCAAGAUAGGUAUGAGUCAGCUAAGCUCCAAAAGCAACCUGGUGCCCUGAAUGAUUUGGAGUCCUGUGUUGAUCAGUCAACCCAGGACUGUAUCAAGACGCUGCCACAUCUUGCUGGAAAGUUGAAGGCCUCCUUUUUCAUCAGUGAUUAAGUGAAAAGAGUUACCUUAUUUUUUUUUUUAUCAUGUUUAAAUCCUGGGUAACUGAUAAAAAUUAGUGGAGGACACAGAACCCCAUUUUGUAACCAUUUUUAGGCCUGAAGAUCAGUCAUUUGUUUCUCAAUUGACUUCAAUUCUAGCCUCCAAUUGAUGUUUUGUAAUGCUCAGGAAGUUUUUAGUAUCACUGCCAAGCGUCAUUUUUUGGAGACAUGCUUAAUCAUAAUAUAGAUGUAAGAGUGAAUAGUUGUGAA
Molecule: messenger RNA, 794 nt
Organism: Corylus avellana
Lineage: Eukaryota; Viridiplantae; Streptophyta; Magnoliopsida; Fagales; Betulaceae
Product: DUF842-domain containing protein
Cellular component (GO): cytoplasm
Source: RefSeq, a predicted model, not a curated record